GCGGUCGCGUGACGGGGUUUGGAGCUGGCGGCCGCUGCGGCUUUAGGAUGAACGCCCCACCGGCCUUCGAGUCGUACCUGCUCUUUGAGGGCGAGAAGAGGAUCACUAUUAACAAGGACACCAAGGUUCCCAAUGCCUGCUUGUUUACCAUCAACAAAGAAGACCACACGCUGGGAAACAUCAUUAAGUCCCAGCUGUUGAAGGACCCCCAGGUGCUGUUUGCUGGCUACAAAGUCCCCCACCCUCUGGAGCACAAGAUCAUCAUCCGGGUGCAGACCACACCGGACUACAGCCCGCAGGAAGCCUUCACCAAUGCCAUCACUGACCUCAUCAGCGAGCUAUCCCUGUUGGAAGAGCGCUUCCGGGUGGCCAUCAAAGACAAGCAGGAAGGGAUCGAGUAGUGGUCUGAAGGAAGCUGUGGGCCGCACCCCCCGGCACUUCUCUCUUCUCUCGGGGUUCCCAGCAGAGAGGACACCUUUGUAUCCUCGUGAAGCUACCCCAGGAGCCCCUCCCGACACACAUGUCCCCUGUACAUAGGCUCUUUUAACCCUAAUAAAUCUGGCAGACA
Messenger RNA from Echinops telfairi (small Madagascar hedgehog), 568 nucleotides. RefSeq names its product RNA polymerase II subunit J (gene POLR2J). Bases 48 to 401 code for a protein of 117 amino acids. Gene Ontology annotation, biological process: transcription by RNA polymerase II. Gene Ontology annotation, cellular component: RNA polymerase II, core complex. Gene Ontology annotation, molecular function: protein dimerization activity; DNA binding. The record is from RefSeq and is a predicted model, not a curated record. NCBI's taxonomy places the organism in Eukaryota, Metazoa, Chordata, Mammalia, Afrosoricida, Tenrecidae. The transcript has 4 exons.